GCCAAUCCUACCCCAUGUAGCGCGCUUGCCGUCGUUGGCCAGGUCGCACAGCGGUCGUCGCGAACACCCUGGACGUAUUGCCGUUGUCGAAAUCUGAGACGCGUCGACUGUCCUUGGCCCGAGAGGCAAAACAAGUCUCCACAGGGUUUGUAUUUGCCAUUCUUUGUGAGGUCAGAGGUACGGCGGGACAGUAACCAUGGCGCUCGUGACGGGUGCCGAGCUGCGGCGUCUGCUGCAUCCGCACUACCUGGUAAACUUGCUUCUGGCGGCAUGUUUCCCCGUGCUUCGGUUGGUGCGGCCAUUCUGUGAUGUGCUGUUUCCGGGCGGCGAUUGCCAGCUGGACUUUCGUGAGACCGAGAUCCUCACGUUCGUGGCCGUGGUGGUGCUCUUCCGAACGCGCAAGACGGGCGUGGUGCGCCUGCUACCUUAUCUGAGUACGGCAUGUAUGUAUGCCAAGGUGGCCGGCCUGCUACUCUUCUUCUACUGGGACCCCCGGCUGGGCCUGGUGUACGGCGCUCUGUGCCUGCUCCAGCUGCUGGUGCUACCCGAGCCGCCGGCGUACGGCGGGCCGGACCCCGUCCUGUACCUGGACGCCGAGAGCUUCGGCGAGCAGGUGCAGCGCGGCGACCGGCGCGUCUGCUGGCUCGUCGCCUUCUACGCCCUGUGGAGCCCCGCCUGCGUCCAGAUGGCGCCGGCGUUCGCCCAGCUGGCGGCGCGUUACGCGCUCGACAACCUGCGCUUCGCCAAGCUGGACGUGACCCGCUUCCCCGACCUGGCGCACGCGCACCACAUCAGCACGGCCGCGCUGAGCCGCCAGCUGCCCACGGUGCUGCUGUUCCGGGGAGGUCGCGUGGUGGCGCGUCGGCCCGAUGCCCAGGGCGGCAAGCUGGCGCCGUUCGCCUUCACCGAGGACAACAUGGCGGCGGCGUUCGACCUCAACAACCUGCACCAGGAGUGCCGCCAGAACUCGAUCCGCAAGAAGCCGGCCGGGAAGCAGAGCUGAGCUCACACUGUGCCAAGUGGACUGCCUUGUGAGACCAGCCGCCAGCAGUUUGCCAAGUGCAGAAUUGGUGAACCACAAGACAGUGGUUCACCAAUCGCAUGAUGCUUGCAGAUUGCAGGGACAGUGAUUAUUGGGGCAGAGCCUAGGACAUACACAAUUCUAUUAAGUGUGUACUAUGCAUGCCAGAGAACGGAUCGUGGUCUGCAACAUGCUAGUCAGUAGAUAGCAGGUUUUGGAUGCUAAGUUUGAAACGUAGGAGGCCACUCAUUCCAGUAUGGUAUGGAGUACCAUGUUGCACAUAUGAGACCACAUACAGGAAAUUUGUACUUGCCAUUUGAGAUGAGCUUGCUCUGGACACUGGACAAAGUACUGGAUCAUCAUCUACACUAAGGUCGAGAUUUGGAGAGAACAACUAAUUAGUAUUAUAGCACUGAUUAGCGCUACAAUUAAACAUAGAGGUUUGCAGGCUACUUCAUAGAUUAUUUGCGGUAUUGGCCACCUUGGUUCAAGGAACCAUGGAAUGUACAGCUAAAUUUUGCUUGGGUUCGGUGUUUACAGAAGUUCUCAUCUGCUCUGCACAUCCAUGAAGACCUCUAUAUAAAAUGAAUUUGUUAUUGUUGCAUUCUUGUCUAUUACAAAUCAAGGACAUCCAAAAGAGUAGGCAAACAGUUCAACAUGUGAAAGGCUGUGGUGAUUUAGCCUGUUUUUGCAUAUGAAAAAUAACUUAAAAUCUAAUUCCUUCAAACAGGCAUUCACUGUGGACUAACUCUAAGUUCUCACACUGCCCAAAUGCAUUCAUAGAAAGGGGUCACUGUAGCCCCUCCCUGUCCCAAAAUUUACACAAGAUUUGAAUGUUGUGCCAUUUGUGCAUAAAGUGUUGCCAACAAAAAAAAAAUAAAACACAACGCGACAGCUGGCAGUUCAGGGUUAUUAAAUAAUGGAGCACUACACGAAAGAACAGCGUUUUUAUUGUUGAGCAAUAUCUUAAAAUUAAUAAAAGUUUGGCAGCUACAGUUCGCAAUUUUCAUACUAGAUAUAGUCAGAAUAGUGAUUUCAUCUGUGAAGAGAUUGGGGUUAUUUGAAGUCUACGGUUCAUGCCAACAAGCCCAUGAUCACCCAUGCCUUGGAGGAGAUUGAGUGCUGUAUCAACAAAGUUCAGCCACACUUAUGCAAAACGGUUAUGGAAAAUUUCAACAAAAGAGUGCGCAUGUGCCAGCAAAGCCGUGGAGGCCAUUUACAUGAUAUGCUAUUCCGUUCAUAACCCUAUGCUGUGUACUUUAUGAAUCAAUGAAAAAGGUACAAUAUUUAAAUAUAAACUUAUGUUUUCUAUCAACAUUACUGCUUGCAUGAACUUUGGGACACCUUAUAUGAUUGGGCGUUUGAAGGUUCAAGUGCAGCAUCUGCCUCAGCUUAUGCAACAGUAGCUCCCAGACUUUCUUGUUUCAAGAAACACCAUCACCAAAAGCCUACAAGGCAUCCCACUUUGUUGCUUCAACAAUGGAAAUAAGACAAAAUGUAUGUAAACAAGCAGUUGCUCAUGGAAUGCCUGGGCUUUAAAUUAAAGUUAUCAUGUUGGCAUUUUAGUCUGCAGAAAGCCAAAAUGGUUCAUAAUCAUUGUGCCAUAAAGGUAUCCUGUAAAAUAUAUUUAAAUAAAUAAAUCGGCAUGAGCAUGAGUGAGUACUCGGGGCAAUUGCAUUGAUGAAGAAAAUUCAACAGGGUUAAGAAAUGUGAAUCCCAGAAAGCUGUCUCGAGACUCAGGGGGCUUCCAUGUAACCAAGUUUAUUGCCUCGUAGUUUACAGGAACGUCCAGCUGAGUAGCAUUUUUUAGUGUGAAAUGCUCCUUUCCAACCAGUUUUUUGCAGGGAGUAUCCGUAAUCCAAUCUAGGUAGCUUGAAAUCCACUGCAAGCCAUUAGAGGUGGAAUCAAACCCUGGCUCCAUUGGGCAGCUGUAGGUAAUAUGCCGAUGUGCUAAUGACUGAGCUUAUUGGCCAGGUGCAUGCCACUAUGCUUUGCUUGUCAUGUGAUGCAAAUGCAAACACUGGCUCGGAAGAGUAGUUGCUUGUGCGUGUCGUACAGGCAAGACCAAAUAGCAAAAGAGAGUCCUAGGGAGAACGUUGCCUCAUCGACAACAGUCUGAAGUGACCCCGAGCCAGAAUGGCACCCAUCAGAACAAGUCCUUCCAGCAAGGUCACCCAUGUUUCCUGCAUUGUCACAACGACCGCAGAGGAGAUGCCGUCCUGACGAAAUUACUUGUGCCGGUGCUCUGGCGUUGGGUGUGUGACUGCAGUUCAGUGUGCUCCCAUUGCUGAACACCUGGUAAGGGAGAACUGCUUGUUGGGUCAGUUGGUGCCCCAGAGGCAAAGCAACACUUGGAUGACUACAGCAAUGGCCAGCACAGCCAGUGAUUCGUCAAGUUGGAUUGUCCUACUCAAGAAUUCAUCUGUUAUUUAUACACACAUUUUUAUCAUACAUUCCAUGGCAGUUGGUGGUUGUUGUACAGAUUCGCCUUAGGAUAGCGAGUUGGUCUAAGUUCACAAUGGCAUCAUAAAGCACUGCAGUGCUUUGCACUUGUGCUUGUACCUCUUUCUGCCAACCACACACAUAUCUUCCUGGAAUUCGGUGCUUUGGGAUGCAUUCACACUGUGCACAUGUACUGCACUAUUUGCAUUGCACACAAUCAGAUUAGGCAGGUCUCUCCAAAUGUUGAAUUAGCACCAAAUUUUUCUGAUAAAGCAAGUAGGCCUUGUGUGAAGGCGAUAACAUAAUCCUGAUAAUUUUGUCAGAGAAAUCACCAGCAAGAAAUAAAACAAUGCUAGUCUGUUGCUGCACUCAUGCUUUGUGUGCCACAUACUACAUGCAAACGAUAUGUGUGCUGAUCAAGAAUAGAAUACUGGGCAAGUUGGAAUAGGAUUCAUGAAGCGGUGUUCACACGUGGGACUUCUGCCGAGGAUAUUGAGUUGGGCCAUCCAUGAUGUUUCCAGCGAGCCUCCUCUCCCUGCCCCGCAAGUGCCAAAGUAGUGCGCUGAGCAGAUGCACACGCGAAGGCUGGAUGCAUCUCUGGGGAUAGGGUAGCAUUUGCAGCUCUCAAGCAAGUGUUCUCCUCAUCCCUGUGCCAUCUGACGAAGGUGUGAUGUCGCGGUGACAUGGUGCACUCUCCUUGCAGGGUAGUGGCAGAUUUCUCCUCGUAAUGUACAGUGCAGAAAGGACACGGACAAGCCUAUGUCGCAGCACUCUGUCCGGUCUCUUAAUGUUUUCUGGCAUGUUUAUGUGCUGUAACAGUACGAAGAAUGCUCCACAAACUAGCCCACCAGCAAAUAUUAUUGCAGUUGUGUGUAAUAUUCGAAGCACACUCCACUGCAUGGGGUUGCUUGCACCUAUGCAGUGGAGUGUGAAUCUGCUUUUUGAACUAUGGAUGCGCAGAUUCCUUUCUUAAUAUUAGUGUUUUAUGUCUCUAGCAGAAGCUGCUAGAUGGCUAAUUUGCUGCUUACCAUUACGCACUUAAUGCAAUCUUGACCUGAUCGAAAAAGCGCCAGCAGCUGAAAUCCUCAAUGAAAAAAAAAGAAAAGAAAAUGGCAUUUGUCAAAGGUUCGCAUGCUCAAGCCGACUUGACAGCCAGUCUAGUAAUGGGACUCUUCUUUGAUCUUCAUCAAUUUUCCUGCUGGAUAGCUGAAUAAACUCUGUGCAGUCAUUACCAUACAGCGAUCAAAAAUAUGUUUGUUCCGUGACAGGUGGUUUUGUUGUGAGGCCUAGAGUGCAGGCUGCCUUAAUUCAUCUUGGGGAGAUAGUGAAAACAAGAGAAGUAUGUAAUAUUUGUGCCUGCCCAAUGCUUUUUCUUUAAUAAUGGUUUCUGCCCUUUCCUGAAUACCAACCUACAAACUUAGCCAACCAUGUAUAAGACCACUUUGUUCUGGCGUACCAACACUGGGCUGGUGUAAUGUAAUAAGUCCAUUCCAAUUUUUCACUCCACGCUUUGUCAUUAGUCUUUCUAUGUUACAACCAGGAUUGGUCACUCACAAGCAGUGUAAAGGAAUAGAAGUCGGCAAUAAAGAACCAUUACCUUGCAUAGACCAUGGCCUUUAGACUUCGCUGUAGCUGUGCAAUUUUCAUUUGAAUAAAAAGUCUCAACUUGA
Messenger RNA from Dermacentor andersoni, 5133 nucleotides. Its product is annotated as thioredoxin-related transmembrane protein 2 homolog. Gene Ontology annotation, molecular function: protein-disulfide reductase activity. The record is from RefSeq and is a predicted model, not a curated record. Lineage: Eukaryota; Metazoa; Arthropoda; Arachnida; Ixodida; Ixodidae. Gene Ontology annotation, cellular component: cytoplasm.